Cherax quadricarinatus is the source of this 3146-nucleotide messenger RNA. NCBI's taxonomy places the organism in Eukaryota, Metazoa, Arthropoda, Malacostraca, Decapoda, Parastacidae. The record is from RefSeq and is a predicted model, not a curated record.
CUGUGCGGGUGCGACAGUGUUAAUGGUGAUAAAAGGUGCUGGACUGUGUUAGUGCUAUGAUAUAUGGUGUUAAAGCGUGCAGUUAGUGUUGGACUGUGUUGUACUGUGCUUCGUGUUGCUAGAAGCAGCACUGCUACUGUCUUGUAGAGUGGUCAUAACACGUGCCUGAACUGCUUCUCAUAGAAACUGGAAUGGUGAUGCAGGAUAUUAGUGACGUCAGGAGUGACGCAAGGGAUGACACAUCAUCUAGGAGUGCUGUCCGGAUUGUCGGCGACGUUAGUGACGUCAGGAGUGAUGUGGGCGCUGCUUCAGCUAAAAGUGACACAGAUAAUGCCUCGGCCAGGAGUGACAUCAGCAUCAACUCCAGCUUCGUCGCCACCUUUAACGACAACAUCUUCUGUCGUGUCAACUACAGGACGCCACGACGACACAUGAAACACGUCACAGAAAUCUUCGUGGCCACAGACGAUUUCAUCCACUACAGCAGCGCACCACGCCUCAACAGUAGUAACCCCCCAAGCAUCAACACUAGUGGAAGUGUUAACAGCACAAAGAGCAACUGCAACAGCACUUGCAGCAGAGGCAGUAAAAGACCAAGACAAAGAGCUUUAGAAAGGAAGAUGGCACCUGACCCAAGAGGUCAAGAAGAAUCGGGUCCAGUAGGAUCAAUCAUUGCUGGCCACAGGAUUUCCCUCAAUGUUCACUACGACAACGACGAAGAACUUGUAAAGACAACAGGUGAUGUUACGCCCGUCGAAGAAAUGGUGGCAAAUACAGGAGCUCUUCCCAGGGACACGCCUGACAGCUCCACCAGCACACAGCCUCUACUGCCAGACACACUCCUGACAGUAAAUUCUAACCAGCAAGACGGAAAGAUAACCCAUGUUGACAUGGUCAUACUGGAUGAAACAGAAGUUGAGAGAGAGAGUGAAAAAUCCUCAGUUCCAUCUUUCUCUGAAGCUCUGCCAGAUACCCCCGAAACCAGCUCGGCUCGCUCUGCCACACCCGAGGCACCUCUAGAAUACUCUACCUCCAGCCCAAAAAUGUUCAAAUCUCCCAUAAAAAAGACUGAAUACCUCAAUGGACCAGAUCAAAUAAUCCCAGCUGACUGCAUUAAAACCUGGAAACCUAAUGGUGUUACAAAGUUGAAGUUAGGUGAGCAGGGACCAUCUGCACACCCCCCAGUGUCCGUGCCAACACUCUUGAAGAAAGCUGCUGAAAAGUACCCUAACACACACGCUUUGUGUGUAAAGAGAAAUGGAGAAUGGAAGAACACCACCUACAGAGAAUACUAUGACCAAGUUCGCAUCAUGGCUAAAGCUUUUAUUAAGCUCGGACUUGACCUGUACCAUGGAGUGUGUAUCCUUGGCUUCAAUUCACCAGAAUGGUUUAUAGCAGACUUGGCAGCAGUAUUUGCAGGUGGGUUUGCUGCAGGGAUCUACACCACAAACACUCCUGAAGCAUGUGAACACUGUGCUUUAAAUUGUGAAGCACAAAUUUGGGUUGUUGAAGAUCAGAAACAGUUGGAGAAAGUAUUGAAAAUCAAGGGACGUCUUCCUUCACUAAAAGUAAUAAUCCAGUACACUGGUAAACCAACUGUAGAUGGUGUUCUUAGUUGGGAGAGUGCAAUGGCUUUGGGUAAACAGCAGUCUGAUAAUGAACUGGACUCCAGAUUGCGGCGCAUGGCGGUAAAUCAAGCCUGCACUUUAAUUUAUACCUCGGGUACCACUGGUCCUCCCAAAGGUGUCAUGCUAAGCCAUGACAACCUAACAUGGACUGCACAUGCCAACUGUGUUAAUGCUGAUUUUAAUCCUGGGAAGGAAAUAUUUCUAAGCUUCUUGCCACUCUCUCAUGUUGCUGCACAAAUGGCUGACCUUUAUAUUCCUAUGUAUGCAGGUGGUACAUGUUACUUUGCAUUGCCAGAUGCCUUAAAAGGUAGCUUGGGUCAAACCCUGAAGGAAGUAAGGCCUACUAGGUUUUUGGGCGUUCCACGUGUGUGGGAGAAAAUAUACGAGAAGAUGAUGGAAGUUGGCCGCAAAACGACUGGAAUAAAAAAAUCUAUUGCCACUUGGGCCAAGGCCAUUGGAUUAGAAGCCAAUAUGCGCAAGCAACGGCAGGAUUUCUCUAAGCCAUUUGGAUAUUCGGUAGCAAAUGCAAUAGUUUUUAAAAAGAUUAAAGCAGUCUUGGGGCUCGACAGGUGUACACUUUACCUCUCUGGUGCUGCACCAAUUGCCCCAGAGAUCUUGCGAUACUUCCAUAGCCUAGAUAUUCCACUUACAGAAAUCUAUGGUAUGUCAGAAUCUACUGGGCCCCAUACUAUAGGCAUGGAAAAAGCCUUCAAAGUUGGUAGUGCUGGGCUGACCAUCCCUGGUUGCUACACAAAAAUAGAUAAACCAGAUGAAGAAGGCAAUGGUGAGGUGUGCAUGGGUGGUCGUCACGUGUCUAUGGGUUACCUGAGAAUGGAAGAAAAGACAAAUGAGGCUAUUGAUGGGGAAGGUUGGCUCCAUACUGGUGAUAUUGGCAGGGUAGACAGUGAUGGGUUCCUGUUCAUUACUGGCCGUAUCAAGGAACUAAUAAUCACAGCAGGUGGUGAAAAUAUAGCUCCAGUUCUUAUUGAAGACAACUUGAAAGCUGAAUUGCCUUGUAUAAGCAAUGCUAUGCUAAUUGGAGACAGAAGGAAGUUCCUCUCCGUCCUUCUAACAUUAAAGACAAAUAUGAACUUGGAUACUGGUGAACCUCUCGAUACCCUGAGUGCUGCAUGUAUGGACUGGUGUCGCAGUGUUGGAUCAUCGGCAAAGACCAUACAAGAAGUCCUUGCAGGUCCUGAUGCAAACAUUAUGAGAGCAAUCCAAGAUGGUAUUGAUCGUGCAAACAAGCUGGCUCCGUCAAAUGCUCAAAGAAUACAGAAAUGGACUAUUAUUCCCAGAGACUUUUCAGUGCCAGGUGGUGAACUUGGGCCUACUAUGAAGCUGAAGUCGAAAAACGUCACAAAACAAAUAGAAAAAAAUAAAAAUAAAUUCCCGGCCUGUUGUUGUCAGAAGUAUUGUGAUACGAUAGAAAGAUUUUUCAUGAAGCUGAAAGGCGACUAUUGGUUUUCUCUGAAGGAAAUUCUAAAGUGUAAAGUUUCUUUACACUUAUUUCUGUAA